Messenger RNA from Somion occarium, 1464 nucleotides. The record is from the annotation of a GenBank genome assembly. Lineage: Eukaryota; Fungi; Basidiomycota; Agaricomycetes; Polyporales; Cerrenaceae.
AAGCUCAAACUUGCAUGACAAUGCAUGUCUAGCGACGAAUCAUCAUAGUCUCGGGCUAUACAUCUGUCACUCGCAGUCACAGAGAUGAUAUCUUUUGCUAACCGAGAACCAGAUCGGCUUCAUCGAAUCCAUUGAGGUGUUGCGCUCAAGAUAAAUACGAUGGUGAGCGAUCGAGAAUGAUGCCUUUGCCUGAAGGGCACACAGAAGCAAAGCUGUGUUUCGUGGUACGUUCAUGAUCAACAAGAAUUUUCCGGCUGGCCACGUCCGUAUCGGCCUGAAUACAAUGUCAGCUAGUCACCUCGUAGGUAUAUUCGAGGUCUCGAUAGUCACCAGAUAUUCCGCUUGGUCGGAUUUAACUGCUGGCGUAGUCAGAGAGACGUAGUAGGAAUGACUGCAAUAUUUCUCCCGCAACACGCUCUCCGUCUCGGAAUGUAUAUAUUCUGGACAUGUAUUUUCUAGCUUGUCAGGUAACGACCGAAGCAUCCAUCCUCCACCUCAUUACAGUUUUCUGCUUACUCGAAAGCAUCCUCGUACUUGACCAGCGACCUGUGGUAGUGAACGCUGAUGUUAGGAAAAACUGCUCUCAUCAUCGGUGCGACAGGCGCUGUUGGGAAGUUUCUUCUUCAAGAGCUUCUUAGCUCGCCUGCGUAUUCUCGUGUUGGGGAGUUUGGUCGCCGAGUAACUUCCUUUGAGCAUAUCACUACUGGACAGGAGAAGCUCAUUCAGAGGGUGAUCGACUUUGAAAAUCUGGGUGCAAGUAGGUUGAAGGAGGGAAAGUGGGAUGUUGUCUUCGUCACGUUUGGGACACAGAGAGGGAAAGUAGGUGGUGACGCGGCAUUUGAAAAGAUCGACAGAGAAUACGUCGUGAACGUGGCACGAGAAGCCAUGAAUGAUGAUCCAUCCGUAUCUCAGCGUGUCGUAUACGUUUCAUCAGCCGGCGCGAAUCCGGAAUCACACUUCCUCUAUCCAAGGUCGAAAGGCCUAACUGAACUCGGACUUGCGGAGCUGGGAUACAAGGAGACAAUCAUCUUUCGGCCUGCUGCACUCACUCACGCCGAACGAUCAGAACGCAGACUAAUGGAGUCGGUGGCUAUCUCGUUAUUGAAUAUUCGCAAGAGUUGGGUCCGAAAGUAUUCCGUUCCAUGUCCUACACUUGCUACAGCAUUGAAGAACGCCGGAGCGCUCAACGGUGCUACCCUCCAACAGUAUGCGACGAAAGACGCAGACGUUCCGUUCACCUUGGUGGACAACGGGGCUAUCCGGCCUCUUGCAGAUGUGACUCUUUAGGUCCCUUUUACGUGUCUCUUUUUUUGACCGUCCGGAUAUUCCCUGGGAUAUCUUUUCAUUUAUGUUCAUCGCGGUUUUAUUUCCUUGCAAACGUUCAAGCUGGAUUGGAUGAGGACAUGUUUCUGUACACCCUCAUCAAGAAAGCUUCUAGUCAGAAAACAAAUCGUUUGCAUAGGA